Molecule: messenger RNA, 3375 nt
Organism: Paramecium octaurelia
Lineage: Eukaryota; Ciliophora; Oligohymenophorea; Peniculida; Parameciidae
Source: the annotation of a GenBank genome assembly
AUGUCUUCAUUUAGACCGCAAUCCUCUUAGGUUAUUUCAGUCAGAUCACCCAGUCGAGGUAUGGAGAUUUAACUAGAAAUUAGUUAUUCCUCCUGUCGUUAAUAUGGGGACAUCAUAUGUUAUACCUGCUGCUUAGAAUUUGCCUACUACUGUAAUCGUAAAGGAAAAGAAUCCAGGAUCAUAUAAUAAUGAUAAAGAAGUUGAUGAAAGUGCAAGGGAUGAAUUAGAAUAAUGGAAAAAGAAGUAUUUUUCAUUAGAGGCUCGUUUAGCUAAAUAUGAGAUAGAUAAUGAAAUUGUAAUCUAAUUUGAGUUAUUAUUUAGAAAGAUGAAUUAUAAUCAAGGAUAUUAGGUUCAUAGGAGGAUGUUAAAAAGUUUUAGAUAGAUUUUACUAAAGCACAAGCUGAUUUGGAUAACUAGAAAUCUGAGAUGAAUAAGUUGAUUAUUGAAAAUUAAAAAUUGUUAAAUUAAUAAGUUGAGGUUGAAAGAUUAAAAAAAUUAGUGGCUGAAAGAGAGGAUACAAUAAGUCAAGUAUCUAAUUUAAAUAUUCAUUUAGCUCUUGUAAAAAUGCAAGGAAUAUUAAGAGUAAUUAUAAGAGCUGGAAGCUUUUCAAUAGGCUCUUUAAGAUAUGCAUAAUCAAAAUCAAGGAAAAGAAUAAAUGAUUGAGUCCUGGAAAUAAAAAUACAUUGAAAAUGACAACAAAAAAUAAAAAGAAAUUGAUGAACUAAAAUCCAAACUUGCAGAAUUUAAUCCUGCAGAAGUUCAAAACUUAAAAGAUUAAUUUGAAAGAGAGAGACAAGAAUCGUAAAAUCAAUUAAAAAAGUAACAAUCUGAUUUAGCUGCUGCUCUCAAAUAGCUUGACCAAUGGAAAAUUAAAUAUAAUGUAAUUCAAUCUUAUAUGAUAGAAUCUGGAUCUCUAACAUCAAUAAUUAUCAUCUGCUCAAAAAGAAUCAAUUGCUAGAGUUGAGACUUUGACUUAAGAGUAGAAUAAGUUGUCUACCCAGAUUCAUUAACUUAAUGAGGAUAAAUAAAAAUUGUAAAUUGAACUGGAAUAAACCAAAGGAUAGCUUAAACUUCAUUAAGGCUUGAUUGGAGAAUUAGAGAGGAUUAAAAAACUAUUAUCUGAUAAGAGUGCUGAAUUAUAACAAAUGUUGUAAUAAUCAUAACAAAAAGACAUUGAUUUAAAUAAUGCAGAAUUGACUAUUUCUGAAUUAAAUCAAAAAAUAAAGUCAUUAUCACUUUUAUAGUAAGAAAACUAAAGAUUAUAACAUGAAAUUGAUGAAUCUCAUAGAGAGAAUGAAAAACUUGCAUAAGAGAAUUCUCAAUUAUUGAAGGAUAUUGAUAAAUUUAAACUUUUAGAAUAAGAGAAAUAAUAACUAGAAAGUAAAGUAAGUAUGUUGGCAUCAGAAAUAGAGAGAUUGAAAGUUUAACUUAAAUAAAAAAAUGAAAAAAUAUUAGAAUAAUAAGAAGAUUUGAAAAAUUUAUAAGAAUAGUUAAGAGAAAUUGAAUAAUUAGAAAAUUAAAAUCAAUAAUUAUUGAAGGAAUUAGAAUAAAAAGAUAAAAUCAUUGAAGAAUUGGAAUAAAAAUUAUAAGAACUCAAUAUUCUUGAAUAAAAAUUGGCUGAUGCUAAUAAUAAAAUAUAUGACUUAGAAAACAAAGUAGCUAUGUUGAGUGCUGAAUCUUAAAGAUUGAGAUAUUUGAAUGAUCAAAAAACAGAACAAUUGAAAAAUGCAGAAGAAUAAUUGUCAGAUUUAAAUAUAUUGAAAGAAAAAUUAAGUUAAUUGUAAAACAAAUAUGAUGCAUAACAAUAGGUGAAUUAAAAUUAUUAGGAUGAAUUAGAAAAACUGAGAGGUUAAUCCAAUUAAGCAAAUACAAAUAUUGCUGAAUUAAAACGAUAAUUAGAAGAAUAAAAGGCUUAAAAUAUUGUUCAUAAGCAAUCCAAUUCUGAAUCCGUAAUUGCAGAAUUGCAAUAAUAGCUUAGUUCAUUAUAAUAAAGUUACAAGAAGGUUUCAGAAUCAAAUUUAGCAAAUGAGGAGGAUCCAACUUUAGACUUAUAAAAUAGAUUAACUCUUCUUAAAUAAGAAAACCAAAGAUUAAAUUAAACUAUUUAGCAAAAGAAUUAAGAAGUCUUAAAUCAUUAAUAAUAAAAUCAAAAUUUAUAAUAAGAAAUAUUAGAAUUAGACUCUUUAAAUGUAUAAAUCAAAGAAUUGCAUGAAUCUAAUACUGUAUUAUAGUAGCAAUUAUAAAAUGAGGCAAAAGGAAGAUAAGAAUUGGAAUAAAAAAUUUAAUAAACUGAAUAAGAAAAGUAUGAUUUAUAGAGUAAGUGUGCAAUGUUAUCCACUCACAUUGAAGGAAUGAAAUAUAAAUUAGAAAAGAUGGAAAACGUUGAUGAUCUUAAAAAGAGAAUUUAAGAAUUGGAAGGUUAAUUAGCUGAAAUGUAGGCUCUGGAAUUAGAAAUAGAAAGCUUAAAAGAUAGAAUAGCAGAACUUGAGAAAGAAUUAAAAUUAUGGAAAUAAAAGCAUGAAUCAUUAGAUCAGUCAUAUUAAUAAUUAUAGAUGACUAAAGAAUAGAUGGAGAAUAAAUUAGCUAUGCUUUCAUCUGAAAUAGAAAGACUUAAAGUCUUAAAUAAAAAAAAGCAAGAUGAAAUUGAUUAAUAGAAUUAAGAAUUGAUAAAAUUAGAUUAAGAAAUGAAUGAUUUACAUAAUUAAUUAGAAGAUAUUACUGAAUUAAAAACUUAAUUAGGUUCUCUUGAGAACUAAUUACAAUAAUAAAUUGAUGAUAAUUAAGAUAAAUUAAACGAGAUUACUCAUCUAAAAUAAUAAGUAGCUGAAAUAGAAGGUUUAUUGGUAAAUUAGGAAGAUUUACAAAAUCAAAUAAAAAAGUUAUAAACUGAAUCACAAUCAAAAGAUGAAAUAAUAGAUUAAUUUAAACAAAAGAUAACUUAAUUAGAAAGCAAAAUCGCUGAACUUGAAGAUAUUAAAGUAUGCAAUUGUUAUCAACAUAUUAGUAUAAAUAUGAAGAUAAAAUGGCACUUUUGAGCAGUGAAGUUAAGAGACAUGAGUUUAAAGCAAAGAAGUUAGAAGAUAAAUCUAAUGAAUUAACAACUUAAGUUGAUCAUUUAAAUGCAGAUUUGAAUGAGGCAGAUUAGAAGGUUAUUGAAUUAGAAAAAGUAAAAUGUUUAUUUACAAUUAGGAUUUAGGAUAAUGGAAAUUUGAAUAUUCAAAAUUAAAUAGUCUUUAAUACAAGAUUGAUGAAUAUAGUUUCUUAUUAGUAGUUUCAUUUGCAGAAAUUGAAGCUUUGAGAUCAUAGGUCACUACAUUAAAUGAGUAAUUGGAUGGUCAUCAAAAAACAAAAAUAGCAUUAGCAUUAGCAUAAUGA